This is a messenger RNA of Scleropages formosus (Asian bonytongue), 2784 nucleotides long. Its product is annotated as guanylate-binding protein 1-like. The record is from RefSeq and is a predicted model, not a curated record. The coding region runs from base 287 to 2104 and encodes 605 amino acids. The transcript is spliced from 13 exons. NCBI's taxonomy places the organism in Eukaryota, Metazoa, Chordata, Actinopteri, Osteoglossiformes, Osteoglossidae. Gene Ontology annotation, molecular function: GTPase activity; GTP binding.
GCGGCGCGUGAUCGAUUGUGUUCCAUCAUGAGAGACAAAAGAUAGAUUAUUUGCUGAAUAAGAAGACUCAUUUUCACGAUUUUAUUUGGAUUUCACUAACUUGGACUGAAAAACUGCAAAAGGAAGAGGUUCUUACAGUGAAUCCCACGCAAUUGCUAUUGGACUUCCUUUCAGCGACAGGCAGCUGUAUUGACUGUCUUGUAGCAGCAAUCUGUUUACUGCUUCAACUCAGACAAGAAAACAAGCUUGCAGAGGUUAUACUAACCAGGCAAAAAUUACGUCAAUAAUGGAAACAUUAAGCAACUCUCAAGACAACUAUCACAAUGAGGAAAGGCAGUUGGAAAUGGCUGAGCCCAUGUGCCUGAUUGAUAGCACAACAGACAACAACCUUCAUGUCAACCAGGAAGCCCUGAACAUCCUGAGCUCCAUCAGGCAGCCUGUGGUGGUGGUGUCCAUCGUGGGCAUGUACCGCACCGGCAAAUCCUACCUCAUGAACAGAUUGGCUAGGAAGCGUAAAGGAUUCUCUCUGGGCUCUACGAUUCAGUCUGAGACAAAGGGCAUCUGGAUGUGGUGUGUUCCGCACCCUGAGAAAAAAGGCCACACCCUGGUCCUGCUGGACACUGAAGGACUGGGAGAUGUGGAGAAGGGUGAUCAGACACAUGACACUUGGAUCUUUGCCCUGGCUGUUCUUCUAAGCAGUACUUUCGUCUACAACAGCAUGGGAACCAUCAACAAUGAAGCUAUAAUGAGCCUGCACUAUGUGACUGAACUAACUGAGCACAUCAAGGUGAAGUCCAGCAGGGAGAAUGUUGAGGAAACUAUGAUGGAGUAUGCCCGCUUCUUCCCUUCCUUCGUGUGGGCAGUGAGAGACUUCACUCUGGAGCUGAAGAUUGAUGGACAGAAGGUCACUGCAGAUGAAUACCUGGAGAAUUCGCUCAAGCUGAUGAAAGGAAACUCCGCUCGGAUCAUGUACAGCAAUGCCCCGCGAGAGUGCAUCCGAAAUUACUUCCCUGUUCGGAAGUGCUUUGUGUUUGACCAGCCCGUCUACAAGGACAAGUUGAAGAUAAUAGAGCAGCUCAAUGAUGGCGACCUGGAGCCUAACUUUGUCAAGCAAACCUCAAAGUUCUGCAGUUAUAUUUUUAGCAAUUCAAAGGUGAAAAUGCUUUCAGGAGGAAUCACUGUCACUGGAAACAUGCUGGGGAACCUCGCUGUCACUUAUGUGGACUCCAUUCGGAGUGGGCAGGUUCCUUGCUUGGAGAAUGCAGUGGUAGCUCUGGCUCAGAUAGAGAACUCCAGUGCGGUGGAGAAGGCACAUGCCCUCUACAUGCGUCUGCUGGAAGAGCGAGUUGUCCUGCACACUGAAACGAGGGAGGAGCUCUCCCAGGUUCAUGAGGGUUGCCUGAAGGAGGCACUGGAGCAUUUCAUGGACCACUCUUUCAAGGACGAAAAGCAGAGAUUCCAGACUGAUCUGAUGGAACGUAUCAAAGAGGAAUAUGGGAAGAAGUGCCAUGAGAAUGAGACGUUAUCUUUGAAGCACUGCACUGCUGUACUGCAACAGCUGUGGCACAACCUGGACCACGAGUCAUACAUGAGACCAGGGGGGUACUCUGACUACAGGGUCCAGGUGGAUUCCCUCAUUCAGAACUACAGAGAUACACCUGGCAAAGGAAUUAAGGCUGAACAUGCUUUGGAGACCUACCUAAAAGACAAAAAAGAACUGGGAUCAUCCAUCUUGAUGGCAGACAGGAGUCUCACAGAGAGGCAGAAGCAGUUAGAGGAGGAAAAAGCCGGUGCUGAAAUGGAGAGAUUUAAGGCAGACGUGGCCAAGAAAGAACAAGAGGAGCUGGCUAAAAGGCUGGAGGAUACUGAAAAAGCCCAUAGGGAGAAUGAACAGCAGCUGAUGGAGAAAAUGGCGAAGGAACGUCAAGCCAUUCUUGACGAAAAUCAGAGGAUGCUGGAGCAGAGGCUGCAGGAGCAAAAGAAGUUGAUGAUGGAAGGCUUUGACGUCAAGGCUGAGGCCAUGCGUUCUGAGAUCCAGUCCUUAAAGCAUCAGAUAGCAGCAUCCCAGAAUACAAGCAGAGGGGGGGGCUGCAUACUUCUGUAGAAACAGCUGGAAUAGAAAUAAGUUCACUGCCUAUAUUACGUUUUGCAGAAUGAAUACCACACCUUUAAUUAGGGAGCUUCUACAUCCUUGACUUGUCUGAGAUAAUUAGUGAUUAUUUAAGUAUGCUAAUGAAUUAACAAAUGACCAUGGACUAAUAUUUAAAAGUACUUAAAGUAAUUAUUAAAUGCAACAAAGUUGCUCUGAAAAGCUGUUUCUCUGCUUAUAACUCAGCAAUCCACAUAAAUGAUUACAAGGUAUCCAAAAACCAUUUUAAGUGAUUCUUUCUGUACAACUUCAUAUAUUUUCUUCUAGUAACUCACAGUUCAUCAGUUGUGAAGGUUUUUCUUUUUUUUGCUUACUCAGCUCAUGGCAGAUGCAACCCAAGCCAUGUUGAGAAGAGUGAAAGGUUCAGGAUAUGAAAUCUAGCCAGGAAAGAAAAUGCUAUGCUAGACGAGCGAUCCUAUUCAUUUCAGUACAAUCUGCUUGCGGCUAGCUAAAUACGAACAGACCCACUUCAAAACAGUGCCCCUUAGUUCAACCAGAGUUUCAAGUCUACUGAGUAUAAUACUAUGGUCUACAAUAUCAAACACAACACUCAGGUCAACAACUGAGAUAUGACUAGCAUUAGAGGAGAUGAUAGCAUAAUUAAAAGCAUAAGUGAGGGCUGUUUCAGUGCUGUG